AAGGAGCCAGGCAGAGGAAGUAUUAAGAGGAGUAAUAUAAACACCCCCGGCGGGGGCCAGGCGGGGCAGACGAGCCACUGAGCAGCGCGGGCACCCAGCCGCAGGCUCCGGGAGCAGAUGGGGCUGGCGAUGGAGCGCGGGGGGCCCUACUCGCGGGCGGGGGGCAGCCCAAGAGGCUGCUGGUACUACCUGCGCUACUUUUUCCUCUUCGUCUCGCUCAUCCAGGCCCUCAUCAUCCUGGGCCUCGUCCUCUUCAUGGUCUACGGCAACGCGCACGUGAGCACCGAGUCCAACCUCCAGGCCACCGAGCGCCGGGCCGAGAGCCUGUACAGCCAGGUCGUGGGGCUCACGGCCACCCAGGCCAACCUGUCCAAGGAGCUCAACAUCACCACCAGCGCCAGGGACACCCUGAUGCAGAGGCUGAUGACCGGCCGUCGCGACCUGGACCGAAUCAACGCCAGCUUCCGCCAGUGCCAGGCCGACCUGAUGAUCUACAUGAGCAACCAGCGGUACAUGGCCGCCAUCAUCGUGAGUGAGAAGCAAUGUCAGGAGCAACUCAAGGAAACUAACAAGAGCUGUGAUGCCUUGUUUCUCACGCUGAACCAGAAGAUCAAGACGCUGGAGGUGGAGCUGGCAAAGGAGAAGGUGGUGUGCACCAAGGACAAGGAGGCGCUGACGCUGAGCAAGCGGACGGCGGAGCAGCAGCUGGUCGAGUGCGGCAGGGCCCAGGAGCAGCAGCAGCAGGAGCGGCAGCUGGCCGAGGAUCGGCUGCAGAAGGUGCAGGCCCUCUGCCUCCCACUGGACAAGGACAAGCUUGAAACGGAACUGCGCAACCUCUGGAGAGACUCCAUCAUCCCGCGCACCCUUGACAACCUGGGCUACAGCCUGUACCAUCCCAUCAGCUCGGAGGUGGCCUCCAUCCGGCGGAGCUGCGACCACAUGCCCACCCUCAUGAGCGCCAAGGUGGAGGAGCUGGCCCGGAGCCUGCGGGCCGGCAUCGACCGCGUGGCCCGCGAGAACUCGGACCUCCAGCGCCAGAAGCUGGAGGCUGAGCGGGGCCUGCGGGCCAGCCAGGAGGCCAAGGAGAAGGCGGAGAGGGAGGCUCAGGCCCGGGAGGCCAAGCUCCAGGCCGAGUGCGCCCGGCAGACCCAGCUCGUGCUGGAGGAGAAGGCGGUGCUGCGGAAGGAGCGGGACAGCCUGGCCAAGCUCCUGGAGGAGAAGAAGUGGGAGGUGGAGCAGCUCAAGAUGCAGCUGGCCGGCAGCAACUCGGCCCUGGACACCUGCAUCAAGGCCAAGUCGCAGCCAAUACCCGUGCCGAGACCUGUGGGCCCUGCCCCCAACCCCCAGCCCAUCGACCCAGCUGGCCUGGAGGAAUUCAAGAGGAGGAUCCUGGAGUCCCAGCGGCCCUCUAUAGGCAGCGCUGCAGCCAGUGGCUGAGGAGGCCCCAGGCCUCGAGGACCGCGGGG
This is a messenger RNA of Ceratotherium simum simum (southern white rhinoceros), 1466 nucleotides long. RefSeq names its product plasmalemma vesicle associated protein (gene PLVAP). NCBI's taxonomy places the organism in Eukaryota, Metazoa, Chordata, Mammalia, Perissodactyla, Rhinocerotidae. Gene Ontology annotation, biological process: regulation of vascular permeability; positive regulation of cellular extravasation. The record is from RefSeq and is a predicted model, not a curated record.